AUGGCGAAAAUGCAUUUGAAGCUAGUAGCAGUGCUCGUGGUUUUGGCCUCACCGGCGGUUCUAGCCGGCGAUUCGACGCCGAUUCCGGAGGACAGAGCAGAAGUGGAGGAAUGGUUCAAGGCCAACGUCGCACCGUUGGCUCACAGAAAUGCCACGUUGGAUCCCGCCCUCGUCGCCGCCGAGGCUGCUCCACGUGUCAUCACGGUGAGUAAGAAUGGAGACGGCGAUUUCAAGACGUUGAAGGCGGCGAUAAAAAGCAUUCCGAAAGGGAACCAAGAGCGAGUGAUAAUCAAGAUGGGUCCCGGAGAAUACAGAGAGAAGGUUACGAUCGACCGGAACAAACCUUUCAUCACGUUGUACGGACGACCUGAUGCCAUGCCCGUUUUGACGUACCACGGAACAGCCGCCAAGUACGGAACCGUAGACAGUGCUUCGCUUAUCGUCCUGUCUGAUUACUUCAUGGCCGUCAAUAUCAUCCUCAAGAAUUCAGCUCCGAUGCCAGAUGGAAAGAUGAAAGGGGCACAAGCUUUGGCAAUGAGGAUAUCUGGAAACAAAGCAGCAUUCUACAACUGCGAAUUCCACGGUUUCCAAGACACACUCUGUGACGAUAUUGGAUACCAUUUCUUCAAAGACUGUUACAUCGAAGGAACGUUCGAUUUCAUCUUCGGAAGUGGAACUUCUAUAUACCUGAACACACAGCUGAACGUUGUGGGAAAUGGGAUGAGAGUGAUUACGGCACAAGCCGGCAAGACCAUAGCCGACCCGAGUGGAUACUCGUUCGUACACUGUAGAGUGACCGGGACAGGAUCCGAAAUCUACUUGGGUCGGGCCUGGAUGUCUCAUCCGAAGGUCGUUUAUGCUUAUACCGAGAUGACAAGUGCCCUUAACCCGACCGGUUGGCAACUGAACAGCGAGCCGGACCGUGACAGUAGUGUGUAUUACGGAGAAUACAAGUGUUACGGACCAGGAUCUAACACUGAGGAGCGCGUGGCUUCCACGCGGAGCUUGGACUCGAACGAGGCCGCUCGUUUCUUGACGCUUGGUUACAUUCAGGGUUCUAAGUGGCUGCUCCCUCCUCCUGCUCUAUAA
This is a messenger RNA of Tarenaya hassleriana, 1089 nucleotides long. Its product is annotated as pectinesterase PPME1-like. Gene Ontology annotation, molecular function: pectinesterase activity. Gene Ontology annotation, biological process: cell wall modification. The transcript is spliced from 5 exons. The coding region runs from base 1 to 1089 and encodes 362 amino acids. NCBI's taxonomy places the organism in Eukaryota, Viridiplantae, Streptophyta, Magnoliopsida, Brassicales, Cleomaceae. The record is from RefSeq and is a predicted model, not a curated record.